AUGACAAGUGGCGUUUGUCAUACAUAAUCCAAACCCAAAGGAGAAAUAAACGGUUGUUUUGUGCGUUUUGUCCUUAUGAAAUUAAAAUGUUAAGAAGAAUUUAUUUUGGAAUAUGCAUACUUGUUUAUUGCCUAGCAGGGGAGCCGGUGUGUACAUCACACUUUGAUUAUGAAUACAGGACGGUUCAAAAGCUGUUUCAGUUAGAGCAGAAGAUAGAGCAGUUGUUACUCAAAGUAGGUCAGUCAGUGUAUGUUAGAUGGGGAAGAAACACGUGCCCUGAUGAUGCUUCACUGGUAUAUUAUGGCUAUUCAGCAGGCAAAAAGCAUAACGAUAAAGGUAGUGGAAGUGAUACCGUAUGUUUGCCGUCUGAACCCACGUGGUUAAAUUACAACGAUGGUGACGACGGCCAAAGAGGACACAUUUACGGCACAGAAACGGAUGUCGUUGGUGUCUUCGAGGAUAACAUAAACCAGCAGGAUUCCCCCUGUGCGGUAUGCAGAGUCCAAAGGCCAGUCACUCUUAUGAUUCCUGGAAGGUCAAAUUGCUACGAUGGAUGGAAACUGGAAUACAGCGGGUAUCUUAUGUCUGCCUACCAUGAUCAUCCUGGACCACAUAAUUACGUGUGUGUCGACAGUCGUCCUGAGUUCGUGCCGAAUGGGGGCAGCAAUGAUAAUGAACACAUAUUUUAUCUUGUAGAAGUUAAAUGUGGCUCACUUCCUUGUCCACCCUACGUAGAGGGCAGGGAACUAGCUUGUGUUGUGUGUUCUAAGUUACAAUAAUCAACAAGUCCCUUAUCUCGUAGUCUUUGAUUCUCUUACUUGCCACCAUGUUUAUGAUCAGUAACUACACUCCAGAACUUUGAAAA
Mercenaria mercenaria is the source of this 865-nucleotide messenger RNA. RefSeq names its product short-chain collagen C4-like. The record is from RefSeq and is a predicted model, not a curated record. Bases 87 to 779 code for a protein of 230 amino acids. Lineage: Eukaryota; Metazoa; Mollusca; Bivalvia; Venerida; Veneridae. The transcript is spliced from 3 exons.